Messenger RNA from Diuraphis noxia (Russian wheat aphid), 7058 nucleotides. RefSeq names its product acetyl-CoA carboxylase (gene ACC). Lineage: Eukaryota; Metazoa; Arthropoda; Insecta; Hemiptera; Aphididae. Gene Ontology annotation, cellular component: mitochondrion. Gene Ontology annotation, biological process: fatty acid biosynthetic process. Gene Ontology annotation, molecular function: ATP binding; metal ion binding; acetyl-CoA carboxylase activity. The record is from RefSeq and is a predicted model, not a curated record.
AAAAAUGUUUUAUUUGUUUUUCUUUAUUGCGCGUGAGUAUUUAUUAAAAAUAUAUUAUACUUUAAAAGUGUUUUAUACGGGUAAAAAUGUGCCAGAAGAACCUGUACUAGAAAUUUCAGAGAGUACAGAUUGCAAUAAUUCUGAAGAAGCUGUUAUAAUUGAUGAUAAGAUGAGUUCCGAAACUAGUGGUGGUGUGAAUUUUAUUGUCGGUGACGAGGAUGGUGUCGAUCAAGCGCCUACUGAACUCGUCAAUGGAGAUUUAAUGAAAGCUUUAGAAGAAGAGAAACACGAAAAUACUGAUUCUUUCCCUUUAGAUAAAGAAACACGUAUGGGUGUAACAUCUAAUAGCAGCUCUUAUAACAACAUGUUUGGCUUAACGGAAAAGAGGAAACGAUUAAGGCCUAGUAUGUCACAAGGUAAUGUGAUCCAUCAACGACUUACUGAAAAAGACUUCAAUGUUAGUACUCCUGAAGAAUUUGUGAAACGUUUUAAGGGAACUCGCGUUAUAAACAAGGUUUUAAUUGCUAACAAUGGUAUUGCUGCAGUAAAAUGUAUGAGAUCAGUUCGUCGAUGGUCUUAUGARAUGUUUAGGAAUGAAAGAGCUGUACGAUUUGUAGUUAUGGUUACACCAGAAGAUCUUAAAGCAAAUGCUGAGUAUAUUAAAAUGGCUGAUCAUUAUGUGCCAGUACCUGGAGGUACAAAUAACAACAAUUAUGCCAAUGUUGAACUUAUUGUAAAUAUAGCUAUACGUUCCCAAGUUCAGGCUGUAUGGGCUGGUUGGGGACAUGCUUCUGAAAAUCCAGAGCUACCUAAACUGUUGGAAAAAAAUAAAAUUGCUUUUAUUGGACCACCUGAAAAAGCUAUGUUUGCUCUUGGUGAUAAAAUUGCUUCGAGCAUUGUUGCACAAACUGCUGAAAUUCCAACUUUGCCCUGGUCUGGUUCAGGUGUAAUUGGACAUUAUUCUGGUAAAAAAAUUGAAAUUGGACCAGAUUUGUAUAAAAAAGGCUGUGUUGCAUCGAUUGAAGAAGGUUUAGUAUCUGCUGAAAAGGUUGGGUAUCCAAUUAUGAUUAAAGCUAGUGAAGGCGGUGGUGGUAAAGGUAUAAGGAAAGUAGAAAACACUGAAGAAUUCCCAAAUGCAUUUAAACAGGUUCAAUCUGAAGUUCCUGGAUCACCAAUAUUUAUAAUGAAGUUGGCUAAAUGCGCUAGGCAUUUAGAAGUACAACUUUUAGCUGAUCAAUAUGGUAAUGCUAUAUCAUUGUUUGGACGUGAUUGUUCAAUUCAAAGAAGACAUCAAAAAAUUAUCGAAGAGGCGCCUGCAGUGAUUGCUGAACCUAGUGUUUUUGAAGAAAUGGAGAAAGCUGCAGUUCGAAUUGCUAAAAUGGUGGGUUAUGUUAGUGCUGGUACAGUUGAGUAUUUAUACGAUACAGAUGGAAAUUAUUACUUUUUGGAGUUAAAUCCUAGACUGCAAGUAGAACAUCCUUGUACAGAAAUGGUAUCAGAUGUGAAUUUACCAGCUGCACAACUGCAAAUUUCAAUGGGAUUAGCUCUUAACUGUAUUAAAGACAUCCGACUACUCUAUAGCGAAUCUGCUUGGGGAGAUAGUUAUAUCGAUUUCGAUGCUCCAAGACAUAAACCUCAUCCAUGGGGUCAUGUUAUUGCUGCUCGAAUCACUAGUGAAAACCCUGAUGAAGUUUUCAGUGGUCAGGUAUUGAGUGCCAGUACACUAGAUCAUCAUGUGUCUGUUGAACUGAUAAAUGGUGGAUACAAAUACAAAGUUCAAGUCACCAAAUCCGGACUCAAUUCAUACUUCCUCAUUAUGAAUGGUUCAUUUAAGGAAAUUGAGGUCCAUCGUCUAUCUGAUGGUGGAAUUUUGUUAUCUUUGGAUGGAUCGAGUUUUACUACAUAUAUGCGAGAAGAAGUAGAUCGGUAUAGAAUUGUAAUUGGUAAUCAAACAUGUGUAUUUGAAAAAGAAAAUGAUCCAUCCUUAUUACGCUCACCGUCUGCUGGUAAAUUGAUCAGUUUUCUUAUAGAGGACGKGGGUCAAGUUAAAAAAGGUCAACCAUAUGCUGAAAUAGAGGUAAUGAAAAUGGUGAUGACAUUAACAGCUACAGAGAAUGGACGUGUAUAUUAUAGCAAACGACCAGGUGCAGUUCUUGAUGCUGGUUCAUUAAUUGCAACACUUGAAUUAGAUGACCCAUCCUUGGUUACAAAAGCUGUUGAAUAUAAAGGACAGUUCCUUGAACUCGAUGGAACUUCACAUAUUUAUGGAGAAAGUCUAAAUAAUAUACACACAUGCUACAGAGGUAUGCUAGAUAAUAUUUUGGCUGGGUAUUGCUUACCAGAGCCAUAUCAUCUUGUACGUUUGAGAGAAGUAAUUGAAAAGUUCAUGAACUCUUUACGUGACCCAAGUUUGCCUUUAUUGGAGCUACAGGAAGUGAUAUCAUCAAUAUCUGGCAGAAUACCAAAAGCUGUUGAUAAAAAAAUUAAAUCAUUAAUGAAGUUAUAUGAAAGGAACAUAACAUCUGUACUUGCACAAUUUCCUAGCCAACAAAUAGCUGCAAUUAUUGAUGGCCAUGCUGCAACAUUACAAAAAAGAACAGAUCGCGAUAGCUUUUUCCAAACAACACAAGGCAUUGUUCAACUUGUCCAGAGRUAUAGGAAUGGAAUUCGUGGUCGAAUGAAGUCUGCUGUUCAUGAGUUGCUGAAACAAUAUUAUGAGGUGGAAAGUCAAUUCCAACAUGGAAGUUAUGAUAAAUGUGCUGCUGCAUUAAGGGAUAGAUACAAAGAUGAUAUGGCUGCUGUAACUUCAACAAUAUUCUCACACACACAAGUAGCAAAGAAGAAUAUGUUAGUUACAAUGUUAAUUGAUCAUUUAUGGUCCAACGAACCUGGUUUAACAGAUGAGUUGGCAGCUACAUUAAAUGAGUUGACUUCACUUAAUCGCAGUGAACAUUCWAGAGUUGCACUUCGUGCACGACAAGUACUCAUUGCUGCACACCAACCAGCUUAUGAAUUAAGACAUAACCAAAUGGAAUCAAUAUUUUUAUCUGCUGUUGAUAUGUAUGGACAUGAUUUUCAUCCCGAAAACUUACAAAAACUUAUUCAAUCCGAAACUUCUAUAUUUGAUAUCCUUCAUGACUUCUUUUAUCAUUCAAACCGUGCAGUCUGCAAUGCCGCAUUAGAGGUUUAUGUAAGACGUGUUUACAUAUCAUAUGAUCUAACAUGUUUGCAACAUUUGGAAUUGUCUGGAGAAAUACCAUUAGUACAUUUCCAAUUUCUUUUGCCUUCUUCUCAUCCAAAUCGACAACAAAAUAAGAUCAAUUCUGGAGCAAAUGGUUCUGAAAAUCUUGAAUCACCAACCAAAACUCCAUUAUCAUAUAUCCCAACUUAUCAAAGAACUGGUUGUAUGGCAGCAUUUGAAUCAUUUACUCAAUUUGAACAAUAUUUUGAUGAAAUCCUGGAUAUUAUGGAAGAUCUAUCUUCYCCUGUAUAUGUUUCCCCUAGAAUUAUUGAUGCCCUUGAAAGUGGAAGUGAAUCUAGAUUAAGCUCAUCUCUCAAUGUAAGCUUGUCUCUUGGUGAUCAACGGCCCCCAGACCAAGAAAAUGUUGAGAUUGAGCCAUGUCAUAUAUUAUGUAUUGCUAUGAAAGACACUGGAAAUAUGGAAGAUGAUAAACUUGGUAAGAUGUAUGAAGAAUUUUGUCAACAACGCAAAGAGGAGUUGAAAAAAAGAUCAAUCCGGAGAAUCACUUUCUUGGCUUUGAAUAAAAGACAAUUCCCGAAAUUAUUCACCUAUAGAAAUUAUGARGAUUUCGCUGAAGAUAGAAUUUAUCGGCACUUAGAGCCAGGUAUGGCUUUCCAAUUGGAACUGAAUAGAAUGAGAACUUAUGAAUUAGAAGCCUUACCUACAUCAAACAGAAAAAUGUAUCUGUAUUUAGGAAAAGCUAAAGUUCCAAGAGGUCAAGUUGUAACUGAUUAUCGUUUCUUUAUACGUUCCAUUAUAAGACAUCAAGAUUUAAUAACAAAAGAAGCAUCUUUUGAAUACCUUCAAAAUGAAGGAGAACGUGUUUUGUUGGAAGCUAUGGAUGAAUUAGAGGUUGCUUUUAGCCACCCACAUGCACGUAGAACUGACUGUAAUCAUAUAUUUUUGAAUUUUGUCCCUACUGUUAUAAUGGAUCCUGCCAAAAUCAAAGAGAGUGUGACUAAUAUGGUAAUGCGAUAUGGUCCCCGUCUUUGGAAAUUGCGGGUUCUUCAAGCUGAACUUAGAAUGACCAUUCGGCCGUCACCCACUAGUAAAACUUCAAAUGUUCGAUUAAGUCUUGCAAAUGGCAGUGGUUAUCAUUUGGAUAUUUGYCUAUACAAAGAAAUUACUGACUCUAAAUUAGGAAUGAUUAAAUUUGAAUCGUAUGAAUCAAAGCAAGGRCCAUUACAUGGACUACCAGURUCUACUCCAUAUGUAACCAAAGACUUUCUACAACAAAAAAGAUUCCAAGCUCAAAGUGCUGGAACAACAUACGUUUAUGAUAUACCAGAUAUGUUUAGACAAAUGAUUGAAAGUUUAUGGCAGGAAUACAUUUUGGAACAUCCAAAUGAUGGAGUUUUGAAAAACAACUUAGUGUUUGAUUAUGUUGAACUUGUUGUUGAAGACAAUCAUUUAAUUGAACAAAAACGCUUCUCUGGUGAAAAUACUGCUGGUAUGGUUGCUUGGAGAUUUACAAUGCAUACUCCAGAGUAUCCUUCAGGCCGAGAUAUAAUUGUGAUUGCUAAUGAUCUAACAGUAAACAUUGGUUCAUUUGGYCCACAAGAAGAUAUUGUCUUCGAUUUAGCUUCUAAAGAAGCACGAAGAAGAAAAAUUCCACGCAUUUAUAUAUCAGCUAAUAGUGGAGCUCGUAUUGGUCUUGCAGAAGAAAUAAAAAGUUUGUUCAAUGUAGCCUGGGAAGAUCCGUCUGACCCAGAAAAAGGAUUCAAAUACUUAUACUUAACACCUGAUGACUAUGGAAAAUUAGCGGGUCAAAAUUCUGUAGAAGCAGAAUUAAUUGAAGAUGAAGGUGAACCGCGGUACAAACUAACUGAUAUUAUUGGAAAAGAUUUUGGUUAUGGUGUUGAAAAUUUAAAAUUUGCUGGGAUGAUAGCUGGUGAAACUUCUCGUGCAUAUCAAGAUAUUGUUACAAUUUCAAUGGUAACUUGUCGUGCAAUCGGUAUUGGGGCUUAUCUAGUACGACUUGGUCAACGAGUUAUUCAAAUUGAGAACUCUCACAUUAUUCUCACGGGAUAUAGUGCUUUGAAUAAGCUUCUUGGUCGUGAAGUGUAUGCAUCUAACAACCAGUUAGGUGGUAUUCAAAUCAUGUACAACAAUGGUGUGUCACACAAGACUGAGGCUAGAGACUUGGAUGGCGUGUACAGAAUACUUAAGUGGCUUUCAUAUAUUCCAAAAACUAAAGAAUCUCCAUUGCCUGUGAUUAAAAGUGUGGAUUCUGUAGAAAGAGAUAUAGACUAUGUGCCUACUAAAGUCCCRUAUGAUCCUCGUUGGAUGAUUGCUGGGAAAGAAGAUACGAAUGGCCAUUGGGAGUCAGGAUUUUUUGAUAAAGGGUCAUGGGAUGAAAUAAUGCAACCCUGGGCACAGACUGUUGUUUGUGGAAGAGCUAGACUGGGAGGAAUCCCAGUCGGUGUAAUUGCUGUUGAAACAAGAACAGUAGAAGUCACUUUACCGGCAGACCCUGCUAAUUUGGACUCUGAAUCUAAGACUGUGUCUCAAGCUGGACAAGUAUGGUUCCCAGACUCAGCGUAUAAAACAUCUCAAGCCAUUAAAGAUUUUGCUCAUGAAGACUUACCACUUUUCAUCUUUGCUAACUGGAGAGGUUUUUCUGGUGGAAUGAAAGACAUGUAUGAACAAAUAAUGAAAUUUGGUGCAUACAUUGUUGAUGAACUAAGACAAUACAACCAGCCGAUUAUCACUUAUAUCCCACCAUUUGGUGAGUUACGAGGAGGUGCAUGGGCUGUUGUAGAUACUACUAUUAAUCCAAGACACAUUGAGAUGUAUGCAGAUCCAGAUAGCCGAGGUGGUGUUUUGGAACCUGAAGGAAUUGUUGAAAUUAAAUUCCGUGAAAAAGACAUCUUAAAAUCUAUCAAUAGAAUUGAUACAAAUAUUUUGAGUCUUAAAGCAAAUGGUAGCCCAACUCCUGAAGAAGCAGCCGAAAUAGAAAAGAAUGUUGCAGAAAGAGUGUCUGUGUUGAAACCUAUUUACCAUCAAGUAGCAAUUCACUUUGCUGACUUACAUGACACWCCUAAAUGCAUGCUUAGUAAAGGUGUUAUUAAAGAUAUUGUGCAAUGGAAGAAAUCUCGUAAUACAUUAUAUUGGAGAUUAAAACGACGUUUAUUACAAAACCAAAUCCAAAAAGUAAUAACAAAAUCCAAUGAUGCCAUUCAAGAUGAUGUUGCCUAUGAAAUGCUGAGAAGGUGGUUCGUUGAAGACAAAGGCACAACUGCUUCUUAUCUGUGGGAUAACAACCAAGCUGUUGUACAAUGGCUGACGAGUCAAUUAGAUGAAACUGAUGGCACUGUUUUAGCUGAUUCGUUGAUUGGUAAUAACAUUAAGAGUGUUAGAAAAGAUGCGGUUAUAAAUCAAGUCAAAUCUACAAUAAAUGACACGCCUGAAGUUACAUCAGAUGUAAUCAUGGGUAUGUUCCAAAGCCUUUCGGAAAUGCAACGUCUCGACUUGAUUCAUAAUUUAACCCAGGCAACAACCAUUGGAAAUGUGAAAUUAAAUAGUUGAUUACCUUCUACUAUAAUCAGUUAUUGUUGUUUAUUAUAAAACAAAAAUAUAAAUAAAUGUACGCUUAUCCUCACAUACACACGUUUAUAUGUAUACAAUACUGCAUUAUACUAUGCAUAAUAAAUAUGUGUGUGUUUGUUUGUGUUACUUUAUAAUWAAUAUUUUAGUUAUUUCUGUACUGUACAAKUGAAGAAAAACAAAAUUUAUUCUGUUAAUUGUCAGAUUUCAUACAAUUGCUUAUAAUUUUAAUUUUAUUAUGAACAAAUAAUUACUGUCAAUGGUUAUAUUA